ACCCGGAGCUGCUGCGAGCCGGGCCCGGCCUGGCUACGCCUCGGCGCCGUGCCCAAGAGGUGGUUUACUCACUUCUAUGUGGUUUCUGUGACCUGGAAUGGCUUUUUGCUGCUCCUUCUUAUUCAAGCUCUGUUCCUGGAAAGGCCUUUCCCAGUUUGGCUUCAGGAUCUGCUCAGCAUUCUCAGUGGGUCUUCACAGAACCAGGGUCGUCUUGCUCUCUUGCUGCUGUCAACAGCAUGUGCCCUGAUACACAUGCAUCUUCUCCCUUUCCCUGGAAAUACACUCACUGCAGGGCAAAGAUUUGCUUUUAUCAGAGGAAAAAGUUAUGAAUACCUGUCUGCCUUCUUGGUUCUCCUCCUGUUUUGGCUGCACAGUCUUCGAAGACUCACAGAGUGCCUCUGCAUCAGUGUGUUCUCCAAUGGCGUCAUUCAUAUUGUGCACUACUGCUUUGGAUAUGCUUACUAUAUUGGCAUUGGAUUAACUGUGCUAUGUCAAGUACCAGUUAAUGUCAGGAAUGGGAAAAGCCUUUGGAUGCAAAUCGGUUGGUAUCACACCCUGGGAAUUAUUGUGUACAUUUGGGCUUCUGUUCAUCACAAUAGAUGUCAUGUGAUUCUAGCUAAUCUUAGAAAAAAUAAAUCAGGAAACGUUGUAAGUUUGAAUCACAGUAUUCCUUUUGGAGACUGGUUUGAGAGGGUCUCCUGCCCACACUAUUUUGCAGAACUCCUAAUAUAUGUCUCCCUAGCCAUCACAUUUGGAUUCUACAACUUGACUUGGUGGCUUGUAGUGAUGUAUGUACUCUUUAAUCAGGCAUUGGCUGCCAUUUUGUGCCACGAGUUCUACCUGACCACAUUCAGCUCCUAUCCAAAACAUCGAAAAGCAUUUAUACCAUUCCUCUUUUAAGAUAUUUAUUAAUGCAAACCAUCUAAAAGGGAAUAGAAGACAGGUUCUCAGGAGUCGAUGUAAUCAAAACUGGGGUUAAACAAAACUUUGUCUGGGUUUUGCUCAGAGAUGCACAUGAGUUUAAUUAAUGUACAGACUUUACUUUUAAAAGUUUGAAUUGCAUCUAUACAUUGCACAACUUUAAUAUGAAAAACAUUAAAUUAAAUACAAGAGCU
Messenger RNA from Alligator sinensis (Chinese alligator), 1115 nucleotides. RefSeq names its product polyprenol reductase. NCBI's taxonomy places the organism in Eukaryota, Metazoa, Chordata, Crocodylia, Alligatoridae. Gene Ontology annotation, molecular function: 3-oxo-5-alpha-steroid 4-dehydrogenase activity. The record is from RefSeq and is a predicted model, not a curated record. The annotation marks the transcript as partial. Gene Ontology annotation, biological process: dolichol-linked oligosaccharide biosynthetic process; polyprenol catabolic process. Gene Ontology annotation, cellular component: endoplasmic reticulum. The transcript is spliced from 6 exons.